Nannizzia gypsea CBS 118893 is the source of this 1557-nucleotide messenger RNA. RefSeq names its product RING-7 protein. The record is from RefSeq and is a predicted model, not a curated record. Bases 1 to 1557 code for a protein of 518 amino acids. NCBI's taxonomy places the organism in Eukaryota, Fungi, Ascomycota, Eurotiomycetes, Onygenales, Arthrodermataceae. The transcript has 3 exons.
AUGGCCUCCCUCAGGCGGCUUCUUGCCCUCGCGCUCAGCCUAGGCCUCGCCGGCGCCCAGUCGAUCACGCCCAUCGAAUCGCGCGGCAAGCUGCAGGUCGGCAGCCCGCUGUACUCGCUCGAUCUCGACCCGGAGCCGUACGAGGGCAGGGAAAAGCUGCAUCUCUACCCGUCCACCUCUGACCUCUACGUCCCUGACGAGCCGUUAAAGGGCCUUCGCAUCUCUGGCCGGCUGGUGACCGUGAGCCGCAGAAACGCCAACAGGCUCAAGGCCGGCGAUAUCGCGUAUCUAUCAUGCGACCCAGACGACUACUUAGAGAACAUAGACCCUAGCGAGAUGCUGGGCGUCCUGCUGGCUGCUCCGAUCCGUCCGGCGGCGAUCCUGCUGUAUACCACCCACGCCGUGCGCUGCGACUACGAAGGAGACCGUGAAGAAGACCCGGCCUCCAAAUACAAGACCAUCUUCUCACUGCGAGACCCGGAGCUGGCAAACGCCCUGCUCACUUCGACCACGCGCCAUAAUGCGACGAUCUCGACCACCGGGCCCGUUACGGCCGCCCAGUCGCUGCAGGAAGACCCCCAGCCUUCCAGGCCGCACCAGGGAGACCCGCGCAACAACGGCGUCGAAACUACUCGCAACACCGCCAUGAUCAUCCUGUACGCCGUCACGGGGAUUAUCACCCUCUUGUUCCUGGCCGUUAUCUUGACAGGUGCCAUUCGUGCGCACCGCCAUCCGGAUCGCUACGGGCCUCGCAAUGUACCCGGCCGAGCGAGGCAGAGUCGAGCAAAGGGGAUUGCCAGAGCGAUGCUGGAUACCUUGCCCAUCGUCAAGUUCGGCGAGGAUAGAGACCGGCCGAAGCAGCAUGAUGUCGAGCUCGGCGAGGAUGCUCGUCCAAAUACUACCCAGCCGGAGUCGCAGUCGCAGUCGCAGCAGCAUACAAAUGUACCCGUCGAUUCCGGCACUGCCGCGGAGACAGGUGUAGCUUCACCAGCAGCAGCGACAGCAGCAGUAGCAACGUCUGCGGAUGCACCGGUUGAGCAGCAGCAUCAAGAGCAAGCCCGUGCUGCAUCGCCAUCAGCAUCAGCAGCGGGCUCAGCAGCAUCCGAGCGAGAACCGUCCACUACCUGUCCCAUCUGCACCGACGAGUUUGUGCGUGGACAGGACGUCCGUCUCCUGCCCUGCAACCACUCUUUCCACCCAGAGUGCGUUGAUCCAUGGCUCGUAGACGUCUCUGGCACUUGUCCUCUCUGCCGAAUAAACCUCAACCCUGAAGCACAGGAACAGGAACAGCAGCAUGAUACCGUCACUGGCAUCGAAGGAGACCCUGCCAUUGACAACAGAGUCAGAGACCAGUCUCGCACAUCCGCUGAAACCGGCGGAGACGAAGCCGGCCUCCAGCAUGCUCGCAAUCUACGGUCCAGACACGCAAACGCAGACGAACGACGGCGCAACAGGCUCUCUGCUCGCUUUGUCGAGCGCUUCCGUAUACGCACCAGACAGCACGGGGAGUCUGAUACUCCCCCCGUCCCUGUCCCGAGUGCCAACCCGAGCACUUAA